Messenger RNA from Saccostrea cuccullata (small rock oyster), 7174 nucleotides. RefSeq lists its product as uncharacterized. Gene Ontology annotation, molecular function: protein binding. The transcript has 9 exons. Bases 215 to 6844 code for a protein of 2209 amino acids. NCBI's taxonomy places the organism in Eukaryota, Metazoa, Mollusca, Bivalvia, Ostreida, Ostreidae. The record is from RefSeq and is a predicted model, not a curated record.
GCCUGUUUAUCAUAAGUAUCUUCAAAAUGGCGUACGGAUAGAAUAUUCCUGAGUAAGGAUUGUGUUUCAAUAAUUUUCCGACUUCAUCGUGUAUAUUUACAAUUUUAACUUGUUAUAAACACACGUCUUUUUAUCUUCUUCAUCAUCAUGGAAUCUGAAAGGCCAUAGGUGUGACAAUGUCACAGUCCAGUGACCCCGGCCGCUGACCCCGGGGAUGGACAUAAAUGACAACACAAGACAGAGAAACCGUGUCACAGAUAAACAGGGUCUAAAUGGCAACCAGUUAUAUUCCAAGGUGGACAGCAUGGAUCCAUUGAUUGGUCAUGAUUCCAUCCAAUCAGGGAAAACCUCUGCCACAGACAACCAAUCAUCGCCAAAUCAUGUUGCUAAUUUGAAUAUUCAUCAGGAGGAGAGACCUAUUCUCAAUGGAGUAGUCAAUCGUUUAUCACCUGAUGAAAAUAAAGAAAUGAGAAUUACUGAUGUGAAAUUAGAGACACUUAAAACUAAAACAACAUGGCAAGAGAUGUCACCAAAGAGGGAAAGGAAAAUCACACGGCAGAACAGCUCUGGGAGCAUCAAAAGUAGUAGUAGUGGCAGUGCCAGUGGUACAUCAGGGAGCAGCGAUUAUUCCGGUUCACCACCAUCCAGUCCCACAAAGUCUUGGAAAUCCAUCCGUGAAAGCAACAGAAAUAAUGCCCUCUCCUGGAAAGAUCUGUCAGGUAACAAGUCUGGAGAUACUUCAGAUGAGCAUUUGCCAUCGAAAGGAACCAGCACAAAUGAGAACCAAAUUGGGAAGUGUGUAUGUAGUCCUGAGCAUAGAGGAACUGAGGGUCAGAGAACUAAAUUAGUGCAGAACCAGACCACUCAAAACCAGGGUACGGACAACGCCUCCAUUACGGCUGCUAUAAAUAACACCGUGACUGACAAUGGUAAGACAGAGCAUGGUCAUGUGACCACUUGUGUUCAUACCACUGACAACGGACAUGGAGGUGGUGACAAAAACCCAGCCUGUAACUGUAAAGCUAAUGUAGGCAAAAAAGCCAAUCAGAAUGUGAAUAACAAAAACCAAGGAAGUCCCGAACACACAUGUAAGCCUUCAUCUCGGCUGGAGAGUGCCCCAUCAGAGGAACAAAAUAACGAGUAUUUCUAUGAUGAGGACUUUACUGUGCAGUUUGACACAAACUUAAGGGAGUCUUCCCCUGGACUAAACUGUACAUGUAUUGAUCCCACCAUUGUCAGUGAUUUUCCAAACAUUGCAACUGGAAGUUACUUGUCGUUUAACAAUAUGAAGGGAUCUGGACUUUUUGAUCAACAAGUCAAUACAGAACUGUUUUGCCCAGAUGAAUCUGAACUUUCCUCCUGUAGGAAUUCAGUGAUGGACAUGUCAUCCAGUGAACGAGAAAUGAUGUGCUCAAGUGACAUGUUGGAAUUCAGUGACAACCCACUUUUCACACCUUCACCAACAAAAGAGUUAGAAAAACAGAAUGUUUCCACAGAUAGCUUAGAUAAGAAUUUUAGACCUAGUGAUCGAUGCUGUCAGGAAGGCAGCUUAGAAUCCAGUGAUGGUAACCUCUGUGUCAACUGUUGUCCAAAGAAAGAGGAUUACUUCCUCUCAUUUGAUGGAUCUCAAGGUCGAUCCAGGACAGACUCGGAAAAUGAUGCGUCCUUGCUUUCCAUUGGAUCAGGUCAAGGUCACUGGGGUCAGAGUUCAUCGGGGGAGGAAAUGGUCUCAGAGGAAUGUACAGACAGUUUCCACUUCUGUUACAUGAAUGGUAAUGGAAACGUUCAGCAUGGACACAGGAGAAUCAAGUUCCAGUCUCUAAAGACAGUACAGGAGAGUAAUGGUGAUGCAGACAUUGAUGAAAGUGAAGGAAAAUUAUCCACCUCUCUACCCAAAAUAACAAGAAGUCCCAUCUCAGAGUUCAACCAGAAGUUAAAUGGUGGACAUAAUGGAAAGAAAGGUUGUUGUCAAGGCAAGAGAGCCUCCCUGCAUAAAUCCAAUGGAUCUUCUCCUAUAAAGUCCUCCAUGAGGCAUACUAUACCUAACAGGAAGGUGACAUCUUGGAAGCAGGUCAAGUCUCUCAAGUCUUUAGGAAAGCUAGAUACGAAUAUGGAUCCCGAUCGCAGCAGUAGUAUGCCUGAGCUGUAUGUCCAGACUUGGCAGUCUUUUACUUCCCAGGAAUGUCUUGACAUUGCAAAAAUUGCAGAGAGCUUUCAUGGAAAGAGACAUUCUGCAUACCUUCUGGAUCUGUAUCAGAGAGUCAGAAAUCAGUCCAAUCCAGUCUCCCCAGAAACCAUGGCCAAUAUAGAGCAGAUCCUGUUCCAUCCACUGAUCAGUCAAAAUCGUUGCCAUGGUGAGGCCAAUCUGAGUGCUCCCAUUGGUCCAUGUGGUGUCUGUGGGCGGGACGGAUCACACAGUAGUCACACCCUUACUAACAGUAACAUCCACCACUUGGUCAACACUAGCCGCACUGGACAACAGCUUGACCAGUACACCAGGAAAAGGAUUAUUGAAUGGUUGGAAAAGGACAGGCUGGAUGGACAUUGUAAGGCCAAGGGCUGCCAGACUGAGAAACAAAUGAAGAACACAGAGACCAUCAUUUCUCCCACAACUGUUACACUGUGGUGUGGUACCAAGAACUUCAGUGCUCAGUUUCCACCUCACACCAGAGACUGUGGGAUACAGACUACAACCAAUAUUUUAAAAGAGGGGCAUAUUACUCACAUGGAGCAACAGACAUCACCUACAUUAGAAAUGGAAUAUAAAAGGCUGUACAUGACAGAAGUCGCUCAACAGACCUCUCCAAAUUCUGACAGGCAUGACAUCCUGUCCAUGCUGCCAGAGACCUUUACAGACCUUGAUGACAUCAUUCCCAGAAGAAAUCACAGAAGUCACAAACAUGUGCCAAGAUCAAAGAGUGCUGACAGCAAUGUUCCCAGAGACACAGCAGAAAUCCCUGAGAGAGGCUGCAUUUCCUAUUACACUUUUAAAACUUUGCCAGAUUUGAAUUUUACAGUCUCUUGUUCUGAUAUUCAAUCGGAGGAAGAAAUCUCUUUAUUUGAUCCUAUACCUGUAGCCAUGCCAAUCCCUAUUCUAACACCAACAUUUGCAAAAUCAUUCUCUGGGGUACCUGCUAAGAAGGAAACUCAGUCAAGUGGAACAACUAGUAAAAGGUCAAGGUCGGUUCCUGCUAAACUGGUGAAUCAACAUCUGCUGAAGAAUGCCGGGGAAUCCGGCUCCAGUAGUAGUGGUGUUAGUACCUGUUCCACAUCAUCUGGAAUAGAUCCAGGUUACAUCACUGAUGAGAGACCAUUCAGUGUCGGCAGUCCUUCAAAUGACAUUGAGCGACUACUAUUCUACCCUCCACAUGUAGAGAGUGCUAAGAGAGAAAAAGUAGAAAGUGAAAGUCAGAAAGGGGAAGGUCAAGUUGAGACUCAAACCCGAAAUAAACCAAGUCAUCCGAAACUUAAGAGAGUGGCCGAAAACAGGGUCAAUAAAUAUGCAAAUGAGAUUCACCCUUUUUCCCUGGAUGCAAUAAAUAAACCAAAAGCACUUGACGCUGAAACAGAAAAUAAAGCUGAUGGGAAGAUGUUACUGGAAAACCACCCAGCAGUAGAGCAUCUGUAUUCUUUACAGGAAGAGAACACCCCAGUUUCCUCUCCUGAUGUCAGUAGAUGUCACCAUAACUGCUGUCAAGGAGAGGACUGUUUCUUUGUCAAUCAUCCCAACCAGUUCUCCAGUGAAUCCAACUCCUCCAAUGGAAGUGGGCAGACAAAACCCAACCGAAAACCCCUCAAGUCUUGCCUCCGAAAACAGCACUUUUUGAGGUCAAGGUCACUGUCUGACCCCCAUAACCUGGGUCAGACGGCAGAGAGUCAGAAGCAGCGGAGGAAGUUGAACCGCCAUUCCUAUGCCUGUGAGGAGGUGUAUCUUCUGACUGACGAGUCUGGUCAGUAUUAUCUGUGUCAGAGUGAUAACUCCUCCCAGUCCAAUGAGAGCUCCGGGCCCAUCAUGUUCUGUCUAGACGAUGUGGUGCCUGGAGAGGGGAUGCAGACGGUCAAAUUGAGGCGGAAAAAUCCAGCUGAGGCAGGAACCAAGACAGGGUCAGAGGCCAAUGAUGCACUGAGUGGGAAGAGAAAGAGUGUCAGUUUUGCCUCUGAAGUCUCCUUCCAUGACAUCAGUCCACAUCCCUCACCUAAACACAGGGUGGAAGAGGCUGAGGUCAAAGGAGAGGAAGAUAAAACAACAGGUCCACCAGUCCUAGCUCGAGCCAACUCGACCGAGAGUUGUGAGUCCUCCUCAGACUCGGAUGUUCCCCCCGAGAGUUUCCGAUUGUCCCCCUCGUCAGAACAGAAUGUGUACUCAGACAGGUUUGAUGAACUGGAGAGAAAAAGAGGUAUGUUGAUAGAGGUGUGUCAGGUGUCGGAGGUCAUCUUGAAUCACUUCAGCUCAGCCAAAAACCCAUUUGACAAGUUGCGAUUGGGUAGUUCAGCAGACACACCAGAAAUCGGUGACCUAAUUUUGAACCGACUGUGUCCUGCUCUGAACCAGGUGGUAGGUGACGGGCUCAAACCGUUCCUUAACGGCUUCCAGAUGUUUGGUCGAGUCAACAUCACAGUCUGGAAAGUAGCAGAAAUCUCAGCUGAACAAGGUCCAUACACCAGAGCUAUCCAUGACCUGGUCCAGCAGUUGAAGAGUAACCCCGCCCUGACCAGCUGUUCUGCCAAGUUUGAAGCUUUCCUGUUUGGUCUUCUCAACCUGCGUUUACUGGACUACUGGAUGGGAUACCUACGUUACAGUGACAGUCUGACAGACAAAUUCUAUAACUCUGAUGGCGUCAUCGUCCUAAGCCGGACCUGUCACGAGCGUGCUUACGAUGAGAUGCUCAUCUCCUUACAACCUCUAUCAGUUCUUCCCUUUCAACUCGGACUCGAGUAUGUAUUGGAGAACUCAAAGUAUCUCUCUCACUCACCUACCUUGAGUCCGAAUAGGAACAAGUCCCCGUUGAUAAGCCCUUCCCUAGAAAAGGAAAUCGUGGUGCCACCCCCAAAACCCGCCAGGAGUAUGAAUCUGAAUGGGACUGGUCUGAUCUCAACUAAAGCUUGGGAGUGGAUCAAAGGGAGUGUUUGUGAUGAUGGACCUGAGCAAAAAAUGGAAACCAAGAUGGAGGAGAAGAAAAAAGAGGUUUCAGCUAAAGUGGCUGAUGACCUUGGUGAUAAGCCUAGGAAAAAUGUUGAAGACAUGCAAAUUGAAAAAAUGCAAAAACCAAGGGAAAGCAAAGUUUCUGUGAAUAAGGAGAAGAAACCAUUAAGUAGUGGUAACCAGGUGGACCUAAAAGGAAUGUCAGACUCAUUUUCUGGUAUUGCCCAGAAAUUAUUAGGAAUGAAUACUUCCCGAGAAAGAAAUUCUGAAAGUAGUGUUACAAAAACUCCAUCUGUACCCAACACUGAGAAGAAAAUGCCAAAAGAACAAGGAACAGUCAAGGAGAAUGUAGAGACAGUGUCCUCAAAGGCCAAGUCUGGGAUCCUGAAAUUCUUUGACAAACUGUUGCUUCCUAAGGACACUGGCUCAGCACCUAAAAGUCAGAUACCAAAACGUCACAGCUGGAAUGUUCCGAAUGAGGGAGGUCAGAGGUCACCUGGAUCACAAGAAAGUAAGAGUCUCUCACCUGUUUCUGGAAACAAGGAAUUGAAGAACAGUCUGGAAUAUCAGAAGCAGAAGUUUGCUAAUGCUCGAAAAAUUCCGAAAUCCAAAGCAGAGAAUGUGGUCGCUAGAAGUAUUCAGAGUGAGGCAAAGAUGGACAUUGAGAAAAAAGAUACAAGGAAAAAUGAAGAAAGGUGUGUUGGCAAAAAUCUCUCGCAGAAAGUGGAUGAUAAAUUGUCCAGCAAACAGGCAAGAAAUCCACCCUCAGAUUUAAGUUUGAAGAUCAGAAAUGUCCCAGAGACUCCUGAAAAAGUGCCAGCGAAGGCGGCAGAUUCUCCUUCCAGAAAAUUUGGGUCACCUCAGAGGAGAGUAACAGACAAAGGAAAAGUCAGUAAGAUCCCAACACUGCAAAAGAAGUCAGAGAGCAAAAAGCCCCAGAGGAAUAGCCUUGUGUUAGAUUCAUCAGGGUAUAGCUCAUCGAGUGUGCUCAACUCACCUACUCGAGUCAAGCAUUCUCACUCAGCUGGUCAAAUCCCAGUCCCCGUACAGUCACCCAAGAAAACCAAAACAAACUCAUCAAAGAAUGCAGAAGUGUCUACAAACAAGAGUGGAUCUCUAAAAACAGUCCCCAAAGCACCAGUGGAUAAGUUUGAAGGAAUCAUCUCCUCUACUGAGUUUCCAAGUAAGGAUCCCUCUGAAUCUGUGGAAUCUAACUCAUCAAGUGAAUGUGCAUCUCUAGAAGUGGGCCCGACACUUGUAGCACCUUGUCAAGAAAAGAAAAAGCACAGGUCUUCUACUGAGAAAAAUACUGCUGAGGAAAGCCGAAAUAGAAGAACUCCUCCGGUUCCUGGGUCCCAGACAAUGGAGCUUGAUAUUAACUCUAACUCAGCCCUCCCUGUUCCAGAUCAGGCCGUGGGUGGUGGGGUACAGUGUGUGAGUGGAGGGACAACACAACCAGCCCCGAGUAAGGACUUCAUGAAGCCUGACUUCAGGUACAUAGAGACAGUGACAGACUUUGAGUCCAGUGAGAUAUCUCAGCUCUCGUAUAGGAAGGGAGAUCACUUUGAGGUGCUUGCCGAGAUCGACUCGAGUUGGUUUUACUGUGUGAACGGGCCACAGGAAGGACUAGUUCAUGUUGACGCUGUCAAGCCUCUGAGUGACAAAGACGAGUUUCAUCUGCUUCAUAAUAAGUUUUCAUAAUAGUCAUAAUCAACUCUGUGUUUAUUUUGUUCAUAAUUUAUUUAUAAUAUUUAGUGAAAUUAAUGUCCUUGAUUUAAGUCAUAUUCAUCUGGUACAGUACAAUAAAUAAUGAUUUGUUAAAACUAUAUAAAUGGAUAUCUCUAUGGUCUAUAUAACAAGGAGAUGUUUAAUAGAAAAACAACAUGUUUAUUCAAAUAAAAAAAAGUUGUUUUUCUGAAGUUUAGAAAGGCAAAUGCAGGGUUUUCAAAGUUGAAAUCCAUAUUAUUAGGCUGGACUACUGAAAAUAUGAUAAAUUUACAGCAUUAGUCAAUACAUGGACUCUAAUAUUGC